[Candida] anglica is the source of this 576-nucleotide messenger RNA. The record is from the annotation of a GenBank genome assembly. NCBI's taxonomy places the organism in Eukaryota, Fungi, Ascomycota, Pichiomycetes, Serinales, Debaryomycetaceae.
AUGUACACUACUAUUGCAUUCCCUCAGUUCCCUGAGCAAACAGCUUUCAUAAGUUACUUCUCAAACGUGCCAAAGGAUGUUCUUCUGGAAGUAAAAGCACAAUUAAUCGCCGCUAAUACCGAGUAUGAUUUUUGCUUCCUAAACACAAAACAUAUCAUAUCUCUUGAACAUUUGCAAAGCAGCAUUUAUAGAGCGGUUCUGAACCACACAUAUGCCUCCAUGAAGGCAAAGACAUUAAACACAGAAAUAAUUUUCAGUCUUUCCCCGGUCAACAACAUAAUGGAUGCAUUGAAACGGUUUGGAGUAGAUCAAGAUUGUUCCAAUCUUGUAGCCAUUAAAAUUGUUCCAACAAAGGAAAAUGUAGAUUUUGAAGAGAUACAUAAACAUUUGAUAAAGAUCUUGCCUGGAGCAAAGCCUGAAUCUCUUUCCGAUGAUGUAUUGUACACUACAGUAGAUAUCCCCAAGUUUAAAAAAUUGUACAAGUUAAAUGAUGCUGUGUUAAGUAAUGAUCCUAAGGGUAUCCAAACAGAACUCACCAGGUUGGCAGUAAGCACCUGUCAAUUGAGAGGUUUAUAG